This is a messenger RNA of Notothenia coriiceps (black rockcod), 5332 nucleotides long. RefSeq names its product multiple PDZ domain protein-like. Lineage: Eukaryota; Metazoa; Chordata; Actinopteri; Perciformes; Nototheniidae. Gene Ontology annotation, biological process: tight junction assembly. The record is from RefSeq and is a predicted model, not a curated record. The annotation marks the transcript as partial. Gene Ontology annotation, molecular function: protein binding. Gene Ontology annotation, cellular component: plasma membrane; apical part of cell; cytoplasm. The transcript is spliced from 40 exons.
UACUGUGGCCAGUUCUCUUACUUUAGGGAUGAGCCCUCUGGCUGAAGAUCAGAGGGUGACAUGCGCACUGCACGGAGCGCUCAAGCCCCGGACACAAUUCUGGAAAAUAAAGCGCGCAUGUUGCUUCUUGAUAUCUUGCCGUCUCUGAAAAAGCUUUAAUGACUUAUCCCAACAGAAAAGUGUCAUCCUCUUUAUUCGGUAUUGGUGGAGGAGGUGGAUAUGCUUUGAGCUCAGUGGGGACCUGUUGAUAGCCCACCGGCGAAGCAAUGGAGGUGCCAAAAAGAGAAGAAUGACAUUUAACUGAGUCAGAACCACACAUUUCAUCUGAACAACUUGUCUACAAUGGAAAUCAUGGAUACUCAUUGUGCCUUGGAAGCUGUGGAGAGACUUCAAGCCAAACUUAAGGAGAGAGGAGAAGCCCCCACGCAGGAGAAGCUCUCCCUGCUCAAGACGGUCCUGCAGAGCCCCCUGUUCCAUCAUAUACUCAGCUUACAGCAAGCUCAGCGGAAGCCCCCGGCAAAGGGGAAGAUUUCCAAAUCUGUUUCCAUGAACUGUGGCCCCUGCCAUGGCAUGGCACUGGACCUGAAGGCACUGAGCCACAGUGACUCCUACACAUGGGCCAUAGAGAACCGAGGCACUGCCAGGUCCAUCUAUAGCGACAACAGCCUCACUUCUCUGGGCUCCCCGGAUCUGUCCUUCUCAGACGUCUACUCAAACAACUGCAUUCACACUGAAUCCCCAUACUGCACUCCCCCUCGAAUCUCCCGCACCAUGUCGAUGGGUAGAAACCUGUCUGCUAUCGCCCAUGAGAGGCGUCACGUGGAGAUGAUAGAGCUAAUCAAUGAUGGGAAAGGACUGGGUUUUGGAAUCAUUGGCGGGCGGAGCACCGGAGUCAUGGUCAAGACCAUCCUUCCUGGAGGAGCUGCCGGACGGGAUAAGCGCCUGCGUAGCGGAGAUCAAAUCCUGCGCAUCGGGGAUACAGAUCUGGCAGGCAUGAACAGUGAGCAGGUGGCACAGGUUCUGCGAAAUGCUGGCACCAAGGUGAAACUGCUCAUUGCCAGAGAUAUUACAAAGGACAAUCACCUCUCCUCUCCUGUCCUCAGCCAGGACAGCCUGGACGGCAAGCUCAAUGACUUGAAGGAUGACUAUGAUUUCAGUGUGCAGUUCACUAAGAACAAUCAGGGCCUGGGAUUCACCAUUUCUAGCUACAUAGGUGACCUAAACUCAGUCUACAGCGCUGGUGUGAUAGUGAAGACCAUAGUGAAGGGUAGCACUGUCGAUCAAGACGGACGCAUCAACAUCGGAGACAUCAUUCUGUCUGUGGACGGGGUGAGUCUGCAGGGCUGCAGUGAGCAGCGGGCCAUGGAGGUGCUGAGAAGGACAGGCCCCCUGGUCAGACUGAGGUUGCUACGGAAGGUGGUCCGUCUGAGUCACAUCCUGCCCCCAGUUCCCCCCCUGCAUCCCCUCCGACACUCCCACAGCUUCCAUGAGGGCAACCCCUACAGGAUGGGCCUCAACAAGAUUCAAGAGACAGGAAUCUGCUCACUGCGGGAAAUCUCCCGGCGAGCAGCAUACGCCAACGGACGACCCCGUCACGAUUCCAGAAACGGUGUUAAACUGACGCCAGCUGAGGAGGAAGACCUGAGGAAGAGGUGGCAGUAUGCAGUCGGACGGAGAUACGAAGUUAUUGUGUGUCAGCUGGAGCGUUUCGGUGAGACGAGUGGGCUUGGCAUCAGUCUGGAGGCUCGGGCGGGACAUCACUACCUCUGCUCCGUUUUACCCGAGGGGCCUGUUGGUCAAAGCGGCAGGAUCUUCACCGGAGACCAGAUAUUGGAGGUGAAUGGGAUCCCUCUAAUUGGAGAGACGCAUAAGGAGGUGGUAAAUAUUCUGAAGGAGCUGCCGAUGGAUGUUUGCCUGGUGUGCUCUCACAUUGUACCGCCUGCAAUCCCCGACAGUGAUGAGGAGGAUGAGAAUGAUGCACAUCUCACCUUGAAAGAGCUACUAGCUGAAUUCAAUGACAAGUUGGACCAGGGCUGUGUCAUUCCCUGUCCUACAGCUGAGGACAUCACCAAGCGUGGCGUGCCCCCAAUGUCCCCUCCCCUGGCCAUGUGGGAGAGAGACGCUCAGGUGGUCGAACUGGAGAAAGGGGAGUUAGGACUUGGCUUCAGUAUCCUGGACUACCAGGAUCCAGAAGAUGCCACUAAAACUGUUCUGGUAAUCCGGUCUCUGGUGCCUGGGGGUGUAGCAGAUCGAGAUGGUCACCUGCUGCCUGGUGAUCGACUCAUGUUUGUUAAUGAAAGUGACUUGGAAGGCUCAAGCCUGGAUUAUGCUGUGCACGUCCUUAAAUCCACCGGCUAUGGCCCUGUCUGCAUUGGAGUUGCCAAACCACUGCCGCUGGAACUGUGUGGCGGCCUAACGCCCAUCUCAGAGAGGAGCUUGCGGACUUCUUAUGAUGACACUGACAGCCAAAGUCAGAUCAACCUGCUAGCUGAGGCAGCGGAGGCUAACAGCAACACUUGGAACUUUGAGGACAACAGGAUCAUCGGGCCGUAUUACUCUACAACGGAAAACCGGCUGCGGCAUCGUUUCAACAUCAUGGAAGACUACGACAGGCAGCAAGCACCACCUCUGCCCCCCCGCACCAGCUUUGAGAGGACAAUCACUGUUGUCCGGGGCAACCGUAGCCUUGGGAUGUCGGUGAGUGCUAUCAAGGACGGCUCAGGCAUGCUGGUGCGCGGCAUGGUCCAGGGGGGCUCUGUUAGCCAGGAUGGCAGGCUGGGGGUGGGGGAUGCCAUCUUGGCCAUCAACAGAGAACCUACCUCCAAUCUGACCAACGCCAGGGCCAGAGCCACACUCCGCAGACACUCUGUCAUAGGGCCAGAGAUAAGCAUAACCUAUGUCCCAGCCCAUCAGGUGGAUGAGUACCGCGUCCGUCUGAAUUUACCUCCUCUGGCAUCCAUCGCAGCAGACAGCGCCUCCUCCUCACCGACCCCGCCAACCCUUUCUCCAGAACCCGGCUCGACCCCAGCGAGAUCACCAGGUCCAGUCAGAGCUGCAGCCUCCACUCCAGCUUCAUACAGCCUAAAACCCUCUGCCACGGCCAAUUUUAAAGCUGCAGCUCCAGAUCCAGCAGUAGUCAGAGGCUCUGCUUCAUCCAAAGCUCUAAUCAAAGGUCCAGCCGCGGUCCCUACCAUAACCCCGGCCCCAGACUCAAGUUGGCUGAUUCCAAAACCUUACAUGAACAAGAAGGAGGGAAACAAAGAAGGACAGAUUGUGAAGGAGAAAAUGGACAGACGUAGUGCAGAUGGGAAAAUAUCACAGCUGGAGGUAGAGACAAAGGUGGACGGUAAAGAAGACGGAGAAGAGGAGCUUCAUUUUCAUACCACAGUUUCUUGGGAUCAGCCUAGAAGUGUGCGGUUGACUCGAACACCAGGCCAGUCCUUGGGUAUCAGCAUAAUGGGAGGCAGAGGCAUGGGCCGGAGACUGAGCAGUGGAGAGAUGAUGAGGGGAGUCUUCAUCAAGCACAUCAGCCCCGACAGCCCGGCAGCACUUAAUGGCACCCUCCAGACUGGAGACAGGAUACUAGAGGUGUGUGGUGUGGACCUACGAGAUGCCAGCCAUGAGCAGGCAGUGGAGGCCAUCCGCCGGGCCGGAGACUCUGUGGUCUUCCUGCUCCAGUCUGGAAAGCACAGAUCUCAGUCCCCUAUGCUUGCCAACCACGAGAGACUGACUCCACAGUGUUACUCACACAGCAGUAAGGAAGCAGAGAGUCUGAGUCUGUUCCUUAGUGUCUCCCCUACAAACCCCUUCACUCCCACCCCCUUUAAGGUACCUUCGACAACAUCCAAUAAAACGGAUCGGAGGAGCCCCACUACUGUCCCAACACCAAUCACAGUGGCAGCUGGAGAAGAGGGCGAUCCUGGCAGGAAAAAAAUGCUUCAGCGUUACGGCAGCCUGUCAGGAAAGCUCCAUAUGAUUGAGCUGGAGAAGGAUCCUGCGGCUCGCGGCCUGGGAAUCAGCCUCUCUGGAAACCAGGAUGGUUCCAGGGCCCGCAUGAGUGUCCAUGUGGCGGAAAUCGACCCUCAAGGACCUGCUGGUUUAGAUAGGAGGAUAUGUAUCGGAGACGAGCUGCUCGAGAUCAACGGUCAGAUCUUGUACGGCCGAAGUCAACAGAACGCCUCCACCAUCAUCAAUAACGCUCCAUCGAAAGUCAAGAUCAUUCUCAUCAGAAAUAAAUCAGCCCAGGGUCCAGUGGCACAGGGAUCGACAACAGAGUGCGAGGAUACAGUGGACUCCCAGGCAGACUCUACAGAGUGUGGAGGAUUACCGAGAGACAUCCAGCACAUCAUCUUACCUCAGGACUACGUAGGUCUUGGUCUUUGCCUGGCAGAGGGGGAGGCCAGGGACGGGGCGGUGGUCAGGUCCCUGGUCCAGGACGGCACUGUCAGUAAGGAUGGCAGGAUAAAGGUUGGAGACAGAAUCAUUGCAGUGGGUGAUGAACCUGUGGCAGGACUGUCAGUGGACAAGACCUCUCCUACCGGACGUUCUGAUUGGCCAAUAUCAGCUCCCACAACUUCUGACCCCAUGAGCUGCCCUGUAAUGUCUGGCACGGAGACCACCAUAGAGUUUUGUAAAGGAAAUGUAGGCCUUGGUCUCAGCAUCGUAGGAGGAUGCGACACUCUGCUGGGGGCAGUAAUACUCCAUGAAGUAAAUUAUGGAGGAGCCGCACAGAGAGAUGGAAGGCUGCAGGCCGGAGACCAGAUACUAGAGGUAAAUGGUAUAGACCUGCGACAGGCCACUCACGAUGAGGCCAUUGGCGUGCUGCGGCUCACCACACAGCGUGUCCGCCUGUGUGUCUUCAGACACCAGGAGGCGUACAGCGAGGAGGACCUGUGGGAUGUCUUCAGCCUGGAGCUGAGGACUCGUCCUGGAGAGGGGCUAGGGUUCACCACAGUGGGAAAGAGUAAUGACACGGGCAUCUUUGUGUCAGAUAUCAUCAGAGGAGGCAUAGCAGAUUCAGAUGGCAGGUUGUUGCUAGGGGACCAGAUUCUGUCAAUCAAUGGGGAGGAUGUCCGUGCAGCAUCGCAGGAACAUGCACACAAGCUUCUACAGAGUUGCAGUGAAGCGAUGCACCUGGAAGUGGCUCGUUUUAAAGCGGGGCUGCAGUACUCACAGCAGAGCCUGAGUGAAGACUCUGACUGUUCAACCCUGACCCCCCCAAGUGGAUGUGAUGCUUCCCUCGGCCACCAGAGGGAGACAGAUCAUAAGACAGGGAGCUAUUCCUUUCAAGACUUUCCUGAGAGAAGAACAAUAAUAAUACAAAAGGGUCCAU